CAACGAACGUUGUCAAGACAGGAAGAACUUAAAGAACGAGCAAGAGUUCUGCUUGAGCAAGCAAGAAGAGAUGCAGCUUUAAAGGCAGGGAGCAAGCAACUAACCAAUACGAUCAUGCCAGCCCGCAAUAAGCAGCUGAAUGAUCAGCAAGAUGAAGAGCGGCGUCGGCAGCUGAGAGAGAGAGCUCGUCAGCUAAUAGCAGAAGCUCGAUCUGGAGUGAAGAUGUCAGAACUUCCUAGCUACAGUGAAAUGGCUGCAGAAAAGUUGAAAGAAAGGUCAAAGGCAUCUGGAGAUGAGGAUGAGGAUGAUGAUAAUAUUGAGAUAGAUACUAACGAGGAGGUUCCUGAAUGCUCUGUUACUGGAGUUGGAGAUGAGCUUACUAACCUAGAAAAUGACCUUGAUUCAAUGGCAGAACAAAACAGUAAGUUGGUGGAUUUGAAGCUGAAGAAGCUCCUAGAAGCUCAGCCACAGGUGGCAAAUUCAUUCUCCAGUGCUGCUCAGAAAGCUGUAACUGAUAGUUCAGAGCAAGACGUUAAGAACGGAACAGAGGAACAUCGUGCUGAGCGAUUACAAAAAGCAGCAGAGCGGUUUAGAAAUCCCGUUGUGUUCAGCAAGGACUCUACCGUCAGAAAAACUCAGCUCCAGUCUUUCAGUCAAUAUGUGGAGAGCAGACCAGAGAUGAAAAGGCAGAGAUCAAUACAGGAAGAUACAAAGAGAGGAAAUGAGGAGAAGGCUGCGAUAACUGAGACUCAGAGGAAGCCAUCAGAAGAUGAAGUGCUUAAUAAAGGGUUCAAAGACACCAGUCAGUAUGUUGUAGGAGAAUUGGCAGCACUAGAGAAUGAGCAAAAGCAAAUUGACACCCGUGCCGCGCUGGUGGAGAAGCGCCUUCGCUAUCUCAUGGACACAGGAAGAAACACUGAAGAAGAAGAAGCGAUGAUGCAGGAAUGGUUCAUGCUGGUUAAUAAGAAGAAUGCCUUAAUAAGACGAAUGAACCAGCUUUCUCUUCUGGAAAAAGAACAUGACCUAGAAAGGCGCUAUGAACAGCUGAACCGGGAGCUGAGAGCAAUGCUUGCUAUUGAAGGUAAGAGCAAUGCUCGAUAUGGUACCAAAGGAAGGAAAAUGCUUGCUGCCGAGGGUGGCUACCUGAAAGUACCAAAUGUGGAGGCUUUUCUGAAACCCAAUUAA
Mesitornis unicolor (brown roatelo) is the source of this 1185-nucleotide messenger RNA. RefSeq names its product EH domain binding protein 1 (gene EHBP1). The annotation marks the transcript as partial. NCBI's taxonomy places the organism in Eukaryota, Metazoa, Chordata, Aves, Mesitornithiformes, Mesitornithidae. The record is from RefSeq and is a predicted model, not a curated record. The transcript has 9 exons.